GCACAUGCGCAAAUGUCUCCAAGAUGGCGGCUGCGGCGGCUGCGCGAGCAGUUCCUGUGAGCCCUACAAUUCGGGGCUUGAAACGGACACUGCCUCUUGUAGUGAUUCUUGGGGCUACCGGCACUGGCAAGUCCACCCUGGCGUUGCAGCUAGGCCAGCGGCUGGGCGGCGAGAUCAUCAGCGCCGACUCCAUGCAGGUCUAUGAAGGACUAGACAUCAUCACCAACAAAGUUUCUGCCCAAGAGCAGAGAAUCUGCCAGCACCACAUGAUCAGCUUUGUGGAUCCUCUCGUGACCAAUUACACAGUGGUGGACUUCAGGAACAAGGCAACUGCUCUGAUUGAAGAUAUAUUUGCUCGAGACAAAAUUCCUAUUGUUGUGGGAGGAACCAAUUAUUAUAUUGAGUCUCUGCUCUGGAAAGUUCUUGUCAAUACUAAGUCGUCUGAGGUGAGUCCUGAGCCAGUGGUUGACCGGAAAGUAGAGCUGGAGAAGGAGGACAGUCAUGUGCUACACAGCCGCCUACGCCAGGUGGACCCAGAAAUGGCAGCCAAGCUGCACCCACACGACAAGCGCAAAGUGGCCAGGAGCUUACAAGUGUUUGAAGAAACAGGAAUCUCUCACAGUGAAUUUCUUCAUCGUCAGCAUUCAGAGGAAGGUGGCAGUCCCCUUGGUGGCCCUCUGAAGUUCCCCAACCCUUGCAUCCUCUGGCUGCAUGCUGACCAGACAGUUUUAGACAAGCGCUUGGAUAAGAGAGUGGACGACAUGCUUGCUGCUGGGCUUUUGGAAGAACUAAGAGAUUUUCACAGACGCUAUAAUCAGAAGAACUCUUCAGAAAAUAGCCAGGACUAUCAACAUGGCAUCUUCCAGUCAAUUGGCUUCAAGGAAUUUCACGAGUACCUGAUCACUGAGGGAAAAUGCACACCAGAGACUAGUCACCAGCUUCUAAAGAAAGGUAUCGAAGCUCUGAAACAAGUAACUAAGAGAUAUGCCCGGAAGCAAAACCGAUGGGUUAAAAACCGUUUUUUGAGCAGACCUGGUCCUAGGGCUCCCCCAGUAUACGGCUUAGAAGUGUCUGACAUCUCGAAGUGGGAAGAGUCUGUUCUUGAUCCUGCUCUUGACAUCGUGCACAGUUUCAUCCAGGGCCACAAGCCUGCAGCAACUCCAGUCACGCUGCCCUACAAUGAAACUGAGAACAAGCGAAGUCACCAUAUGUGUGAUGUCUGUGAGCGCAUCAUCAUUGGGGACCGGGAAUGGGCAGCACAUAUAAAAUCCAAAUCCCACUUGCACCAACUGAAGAAAAGAAGACUGGACUCAGAUGCUGUCAGUACCACAAAAAGCCAGACUACUGCCUCAGACUGUGAUGCCGAACCUAAAGAGCAGGGGUCCCCAGGACAGAAUGACCCAGAGCUGAAGUGCAGCACUUAGCAGAUCUCUCCAGGGACCUCUGCAGAGGCACUGGGGAUCAGCAGGGCGGAGUGGGGCGGUCUGUCUGUCUGUGUCCCUCUGCGGGGUUGAGGAGUGCUGUGCAGGAAGCCCCGCCGUUUUUUAUUCUUCUUUUUGUAAUUCGGUAGUGAAGUCUUAAAAGUCCCAUGUUUUCUGUCAUGGAAACAGCAGGUUUUUCAGUUCCUGUGGCUGUUGGGUCAGGUAUGGUAUAGUUAGGAGUUCUUUUUUCCCUUUGAACUUAAAGUUUCUAUUUUGGAAGGAGACAAGAUUGCACAGUUUUAUACUUGAAGAUCUUUCUAGUGGUAAAUACUAUGGCUUGCUAUACGUCAUAAAAGAACUUUUUUUGUCCCUGACUAAAAAUAUCUAAUUUCCAGAUGUUUUUGCAGACGACUGAAGCAUUAUGAGCCACAAAUCAGGAGUUCUAGAUUUGAGGGAAUGGCAGGAAAGGACCAGCCUCAGUGAGAUGAUUAAAUAAACCAAAGCAGCUCUUGGAAUUCCACAGGAAUUCAGAGGAAAUCACAUCAAGGAAGUUGUGACCUGGGACUUGAAGCAUAAAGACUGAAAUCUGUUGAUCUCCUGUGUGAUAAUUGCUGUCACUGCUGACUUUGUAUUAAGGUAGAAAUAUAUAUUUUUUUGAAAAUUAAAAUAAAGAAAAACUUUGUAAGAUCCUCCUUGAUCCUUAAAAGAGA
Messenger RNA from Chinchilla lanigera (long-tailed chinchilla), 2131 nucleotides. RefSeq names its product tRNA isopentenyltransferase 1 (gene Trit1). The record is from RefSeq and is a predicted model, not a curated record. Gene Ontology annotation, molecular function: tRNA dimethylallyltransferase activity; ATP binding. Bases 24 to 1424 code for a protein of 466 amino acids. Gene Ontology annotation, cellular component: mitochondrion. The transcript is spliced from 11 exons. Lineage: Eukaryota; Metazoa; Chordata; Mammalia; Rodentia; Chinchillidae. Gene Ontology annotation, biological process: tRNA modification.